This is a messenger RNA of Drosophila eugracilis, 1371 nucleotides long. Its product is annotated as glycosyltransferase-like domain-containing protein 1-like. Gene Ontology annotation, molecular function: glycosyltransferase activity. The transcript has 3 exons. NCBI's taxonomy places the organism in Eukaryota, Metazoa, Arthropoda, Insecta, Diptera, Drosophilidae. The record is from RefSeq and is a predicted model, not a curated record. Bases 197 to 1348 code for a protein of 383 amino acids.
ACAGCUGAUGAUGAAAAAAUAAAUAAAAUCUUUAUUUAUAUCAAUGAAUUAACGGAAAAAUGUAUAAAAGGCCUUAGCUGUUUUAAGUCUUGUUAUUUUUUUGCUUAUAUUAUCAUUAAUCGAAAUGUAUUAGUAAAUUAAUGUGUUGGAAAUAUAGUAUUAUUCGUGGUCACACUGAUUUAAAGUAUUCGAAGUCAUGACGUCCACCAAGCCACACAUUUUGAUUAUUGAACCAUUUUACGGGGGAAGUCACAAACAGCUGAUUGACACAGUGAUCGAGGGUCUCAGCCAUACAGAUUAUGAGAUAUUCAGCCUUCCCGCCAAGAAAUGGCAUUGGAGAGCACGAACCUCCGCUCUGCACUUCUCACAGCUGAUCCCCCUCGAUCACGAAUAUCGGGUACUAUUCACCAGCUCCGUUCUCAGCCUGGCCGAACUGAUUGGCAUUCGUCCGGAUCUUGGAACGUGCCGUAAAAUAGUAUACUUUCACGAAAACCAGCUGAUCUAUCCCGUACGUGAGGUAAAACAACGGGAUUGUCAGUAUGGUUUUAAUGAGAUUCUUUCCUGCCUAGCCGCAGACAUUGUGAUAUUCAAUUCGCAGUUCAAUUGCACAUCGUUUCUGGAUAAUGUGCAACCCUUUUUAAAAAUCCAACCAGACUUUAAAAUACAACAGAUUAGGGAGAAAAUCGAGAAGAAAUGCCAGGUGCUUUACUUCCCCGUCAGGUUUCAUAGAUUUCCCAACAAGCGGUUAGUUGUAAAGGAGGAUAUUAAUGCUGAUCUGGAUCGGGAUCAGGAUGGCCUCCAUCUCAUAUGGCCACAUCGCUGGGAACACGAUAAGAAUCCAAAGCUAUUGACUGAGGCGCUAUACGAGCUUAAUGAGCGCAAUGUGAACUUCAAGGUGACUAUAUGCGGCGAAAGCUACCAGGAGAUACCAGAGGCCUUCAAUAAUAUACAGGAGAGACUGGGGGAAAAAUUGGUAAAUUUUGGGCAUUUAAAACGGGAGGACUAUGUGCAGACCCUGUUGACUGGAGACAUUGUGAUUUCAACUGCGGACCAUGAGUUUUUCGGGGUAUCCAUGCUGGAAGCAACUUUUUGUGGCUGUUUUCCUAUUGUCCCCAAUAAAUUAGUUUAUCCGGAAAUCUAUCCGAAGGAAAAUCUGUACAACACAUCCAAUUCUCUGAUUAAGAAGCUCUAUAACUUUUGCAGAAAUCCGAAGGUAUUUCGCAAGCACCGGGAUCAAUUCUUUGAAACGUUUAAUUUCGACCAUUAUUCCGCGGAACAACUUGUGCCAAAAUAUCUUAAUAAAAUAUUAGUUAGUGAUCCUUCAAGCCAAUCUCAACCAAGCAAUUGAAAUAUAUUUGAAUAUGCUCUGUU